UGUUCUCCAGAUGUAGAUCCGGCUCGUGGUCGACGCAGCAGAUUUCUCAACCAAAGCAAGCUAUGAAGAUUAGAAUCCUACUGCCUCUGUUACUAUGCGCAUUAGCGGGUCGUCUUCACGGACUUGAAAGCCACGAUGCAUGUUUACAGGAGGAUAGGGAGUGGGUUAAAGUUCUAGAAACUUCUGAAAAUGGGACUGUGCUGUUCGGCAGAAAACAAGCUUUACAGGAGACGGUUAAACAUGGCGGAAGGAUAAGAAUUGGCAGAAGUACCUACUUCACUGAAGCUGACAAUUGUCAAAACGUGAAAGGCGAGGUUUGCUGCGAGGCACUAAUGCAUAUCAGCAAAAAUGGAUGGAACAUAUUUCAAACAAAUGUAUAUUGGUGGAUGAGCAAUGUUUGCACGACAGGCAACUGGCACAUGAUCAGAUAUUACGUUGGAGGCACCUACCUGUCUGAGUCACGACACACAUACACCUUAACAUGGUUUGUUUUGAAAACGAAAACUAUACAGCCUGUUUACUCUACCUUUGGAAGAGGAACUCUUAAGUCAGGCAGUGUCGACACGUUGAUUUCAUCAAUUCUGCAAGGAAACUCGAUAUCAGUAUCUCAAGAGAAGAAGGCUGUAUUUCCUGUGCAAAAUAUUGAAAUCUUCAACACAGGGUCUGGUGGAAACGCCACGAUAAGUGCUGAACAUAUCUGGAGCGUCAGCCAGACUGGAGUGGGAAAUCAUUUGGAGUUUCAAGGCAAUGCUUACUGGUGGUUUUUGAUCUUAAAUACCGCUGGUACUCGUACCAUGUCCAGAUGGAAUUUAGGUUCUCACACAGCAAGAGGACAGUCUCAGGACAAAGUGGUCUUAGACUGGUUUGUGGAUCCGUGUUGGGUUCCAAUUCAUAACUACAGCGAUCUGGUCUCAGAUACACUAUGGACAAGGUACACCCUACAACGUCUCAUCGAAGCUGGACACAAUGUUAAGGUAAAGUUCGGUAACACCAUCGUUGCAGCAGAGAGCAUUAGGCUCACAGACAAGCACGUGGCAGUUCAAAGUAUAUCUUCAUUGGCUAGAGCUGACUCCAAAACAUUCGUAAGUGAUUUGAACUGGGAGUUUAGAGUUCUGAGCACGACUGGAUCCGUUCGUACAUAUCGCCCCCUUGUCGGAUCAUCUUCAACCGACCCUCUUGGCUACACCGUUGGCAGACAGGCGAUGACUUGGUACGUUGACACAAGGAGAUGGCACUUGUUGUUCCACUUGUUGCUUGAUGGCAAGGUGGCUAAAGGUUCAGCUUUGGCUGUUAGACAAGCUGUCCAAGAUGGAGCGGACAUCAGAGUAGCGUUCAAGCUGCCCAACGACCAUGGGUUCCGCUAUCACAAAGUAGAUAAUAUUGGCUUGGGACCUACUCCAGAUCUUGCAGCUCAGAUUGUACGGGCACUGAGGGACAACGCGACAUCCUGUGAUGAAUUUGAGCUUGACCGGAUACCACAAUGGUCCUUCAAACUGAUCACUACCACUGGGUUCGUUCACACUUCAAACUGGGUUGUUGGUGAUCAUGUCAGCAAAGGGCGCACCAGCGAACGCGCUGAAAUAAAGUGGUUUGCAAGUUUUUGAAGAGCCAAAACAAAAACCGUCAAAUUGUGGGAAGAGGAUAUUUUUCAUUCUUUCGUGCGAUUCUUCAGAAGUCCUAUGCCUGGACUUUUCAUAUCGCCGAUUCUUUCAUAUUCAUGUCGGGGAAAUCAACCUACAAAAAUGUAGUUGUGCCUUUGCGGUAUCCCUUGAUGUCUAAACAGCUCGUGGGCGAUCAAGACUUGGCUGCAUGACGUUUGGGACUAAAUAAAUAAUUACAUGUGCAUCUUG
Haliotis rubra (blacklip abalone) is the source of this 1850-nucleotide messenger RNA. RefSeq lists its product as uncharacterized. The transcript has 3 exons. Lineage: Eukaryota; Metazoa; Mollusca; Gastropoda; Lepetellida; Haliotidae. The record is from RefSeq and is a predicted model, not a curated record. Bases 63 to 1604 code for a protein of 513 amino acids.